Aedes aegypti (yellow fever mosquito) is the source of this 2643-nucleotide messenger RNA. Its product is annotated as chorion peroxidase-like. The coding region runs from base 186 to 2483 and encodes 765 amino acids. Lineage: Eukaryota; Metazoa; Arthropoda; Insecta; Diptera; Culicidae. The record is from RefSeq and is a predicted model, not a curated record. Gene Ontology annotation, biological process: response to oxidative stress. Gene Ontology annotation, molecular function: heme binding; peroxidase activity. The transcript has 4 exons.
AAGGUUAACUCCUUCUCUGCAGUUGCUAGCUACCGUGUGAACGGUAAAGUUCGGACGCCUGCAAACCAAUAGUGCAGCUCCUAUACGGUGCUUGUGUUUAAUUGAUUUGAUCCGUUCCCCUUCCGGGAAAUAUUCGUGUCCGUACUUAGUAGGUGUAGGAGGAAAGCUAACAUCUCGACACGGACAUGGCAUCCAAAGUUGCACUAGUGCACCUUUUCUCGGUAGUGUUGUCCGUUUCGUGUCUAGUGGCGUCGGCACAAGCUGCUUCUACAAGUGCCAACAGUUUGACCCCUUCUGGUGCUCCACAAUUGAAAGCACGAGAUACUUGCGCUAAAAAUCAAGUGUGUGUUGCCGACGUGAAAUGCAAGGCUGAUCUUCUCGAAUUGACGCCAUGUUCGACUGCAGACAAUACGAUCGGCAUUUGCUGUUCAACAAACGAUCCAAGCGACAAACUGUGGGCCAGCGCUGUGGAAGAUGGCCGCCGUGAAUUCGAGGAAAAACUCGGCCAUGUUGAAAAACACCGACACGAAAUGACCGCCAAAGAGAAGCCGGCGUCGGUCUUUCAUAAACUGUUUAAACCGGAGGGCCUUGAAAAAGAUGCAACCAAAACCGAUCCAAAGGAGCGAGCCGAUGUGUAUGGAAGUGUUUUUGCAAGCCGAAAAUACGCCGAAAUGGCCAAUUUGACGAAAGAGGAACGUCAAGGGGGCCGUUUUGCACGACAUCUCGUAGCGAGGUGGCCACGACAGAUUGAGCUCGGUCUAGCGCUGUGUGAUCCCAAUUCUCGGUACCGAACCUACGAUGGAACGUGCAAUAAUCCGAUGCCGGAGCGCGCCAGUUGGGGAUGUGCCGAGUAUCCAUUUGAAAAACUUUUAGCGCCUGCCUACGAAGAUGGAGUGUGGGCUCCGAGAUCCCACUCAAUAACCGGUAACCUGUUGCCCAGCGCUCGCGUCGUUUCCGCCAUCUUGUUCCCGGAUGUUGACCGACAGGAUCCGCACUUGAACUACCUCUUCAUGCAAAUGGGUCAGGUCAUAACGCACGACAUCGCUCAAAGCCAGGGCGUAACGCUUGACAACGCUAAGGAAAUCGACUGCUGCACCAAGGACCGAUCGCGAGCCCUCUCCGGAGAAAAGCUACACUUUGGCUGUUUGCCAAUCGAGAUCAGUCCUAACGAUCCGUUCUAUUCCCAGUUCGGAGUCAGUUGCAUGAAUUUUGUACGCAUCAAACUUUCAUGUGGCACCGCAUGUCUCGGUUAUGGCACUCAAGCGAACUCUGUAACGCACUUCAUCGAUGCAUCGUUGGUAUACGGAAACAGUGAAGCUGUGGCAGCUUCCCUGCGGACAUUCCAGCAAGGUAAACUACGAUCUUCCCACUCAGCUGGAAUUGAGCUGCUUCCGUUGAGUCGUAAGGCAACAGACUGCGUACCAUGGGCUCGGGUAUGCUUCGAAACGGGAGACUUCCGGGUGAAUCAGCUGCUAGCGGUAACUCAGUUUCAAACGAUGUUCCUCAGAGAACACAACCGCCUUGCAGUUGGACUAAGUCACAUCAAUCUCCACUGGGAUGACGAAAGGCUUUUCCAGGAAGCCAGAAGAGUUCUAAUCGCCGUACUUCAGAACAUUGUGUUCAACGAAUAUCUUCCCAUUCUGCUUGGCAGCGAGAAAGCUAUGCAGUUUGGUUUGACUGAUCCCUUGGAAGGUUAUGGCUAUUCGUACAGCCCGGAUGUACCACCGAUGGCCCUGGCGGAGAGUGCUGUUGCAGCGUUCCGGUUUGGGCAUUCCACCGUCGAUGGAUUCUUCAGACUACUGAGACAUGGCACAGCAGCGGAAGCCGUCCCCAUAAAAGAUCUCUACUUCGAUCCCUCAAAAAUUCAAGAACCGCAUAGUUUCGAUAGUAUGAUGUACUCUUUUGGCCAACAAUCGCAGCAGCUGGCAGACAACUCCAUGUCAGCUGGUCUUACCCACCACCUGUUCCAGAGAGAAAAUCCGUUUGGUUUGGACUUGGCCGCACUCAACAUUCAACGGGGCCGUGACUUCGGAUUACGUCCAUAUAACGACUAUCGCGAAUUGGCUGGACUGCCUCGGAUCACUGACUUCUACGAACUGGGUGAGAUGGGCGCAUUGCUGGCACAGGUUUACGAAUCCCCCGAGGACAUAGACCUAUGGGUAGGCGGGCUCCAUGAAAUACCCUCCUAUGGAGCGGUAGUUGGACCGACCUUUGCCCAUCUGUUAGCGGAAAUGUUCUACCGGCUUAAGCUUGGAGAUCGGUACUACUUCGCCAACGGACCGGAAGUAAAUCCGGGAGCUUUUACCCUGCGACAACUGCGUGAAAUACGGGCAACCACUCUGGCGGGACUGAUCUGUGCAAAUGUGGAUAACCGGUACGAUUUCUACCAAACCUCGAACGCAUUCUUCAAGGCCAGUUGGGAAAAUGAGCCGAUGCCAUGUGUCAACUAUCGGCCCAUGGAUCUGGAAGCCUGGCGGGAAUGAUCGGCUCAGUAAAGUUGAUUUUUGUUUCAACGUGGUAUACUCUUUUAAUGUGAUAUUUGACCGUUUCGAUGUAUUGAAAAAUUUGACGAACGUACGUGAUACUAAUGUAAAUUUAAAACAACUCUUAGAAUAAAAGAAAUAAAUGAUACAUCCAAUUAUA